This is a messenger RNA of Microplitis demolitor, 2969 nucleotides long. Its product is annotated as 7SK snRNA methylphosphate capping enzyme. Gene Ontology annotation, molecular function: snRNA binding; RNA methyltransferase activity; O-methyltransferase activity. Gene Ontology annotation, biological process: snRNA modification. The transcript has 4 exons. NCBI's taxonomy places the organism in Eukaryota, Metazoa, Arthropoda, Insecta, Hymenoptera, Braconidae. The coding region runs from base 214 to 2862 and encodes 882 amino acids. The record is from RefSeq and is a predicted model, not a curated record.
AAAUGGUGGAGAAAUAGUAUAGCAGGCAAGUGAAUUAUAUCUCAAGCAACUAUUCGCCAUCGUUGAUGGUCGCACAUCGUCGUUUGAUCUCUCUGCGUCACAUAUUAACCAGUAAUGGCGCAUUAUUGUGCUUAAUAAAGUUAUCGAGUGGACAAACAAUCAAGUGCAUUCGACGUACAAUAAUUAAAAGAUAAAACAAAGCAAUAAAAAAAAAUGUCAUCAGCUCAAGUAGAUCGCACUUCAAAAGUCGGUCACGUGGGAAAAAAAGAAAAUGAGAAAACCCGCAAAAUGUUUAAUCAAUCACGGCAUUUUAAAUUUUCUCGUAAACGGCUGCAAAGUUUUACCGGCGGUAAUGCAAAUAAAUUUUUUCCCCCAUACAAGAGGCGUAAAAAAGAGGGAGGAAUAAUUCCACCAACAAAAUUUUUACUAGGCGGUAAUAUUUGCGAUCCACUAAAUUUAAAUAGUAUGCAAGAUGAGGAAAUAAACCGGGCUAUGAAUGCUGUCACACCUAAAUCAAGUCCAUUGCCUACACCAAAACACCGCAAAGGUAUAAUUGAAGUAAUAAUACCGCCAAAUAUAAACGAUCCACUUAGUCUAAGUAACUGCAAUGAUGAUGAGUACGAAAAACAAUUAAUUUCUCCAACAAAAAAAUUUUCAAAGCGGCGCAACCGUAAGCGCAAACGCGCGUCCUCGGGUUCUGGUAAAGAAGACGUCAGCCACAGCGGCAGCGAAACAACAGAAGUUAAAUCCGAUGAAAUAUUUUUACUGCCACCAAUAGAAUCACAAAAAUUUCGCGUAUCAUCAUCCUCAUCAUCAACAUCAUCAUCAUCAGAGCCACCAACAGUACCAGCAAUAACGUUAAGUACUCCGGAACUAUCAUCAGAAAUACCGGAAAUACCACCAGCUUUGUUAUCGAGAACUUGCUCAGUAGUAUCUUCAAUGGAAGACGAACUGACAGAAAUUAUUUCAACUGAACCAGAGUUUCCUGAAGCAGACCCAGCUUCCUCACCAGUUACGUCAUUGCCAUCGUCUCCAGUUGCUGAAAUGACACCUACACCUACACCCCAGCAAUCUGUCAAAGAUACAGAAAUUAAAAUACCGCAGCCGCAGUUGCUAAAUCAACAGGUCAAAGACUCCAAAGUUAAUCAACCGCAGCAGCAGCAAAUUAAAGACAAGGAUUCGAAAGAUAAAGAAACAAAAGUUGAAGCACCGAGUCCUCAAAAAGAUAAAAAUAAGUUGCGAUUAAAAGGACUAGAAAUAGAAACUAAAGAUAAACGAGUACGCAAAUUGGAUAUUAAAGAUAAAAUAGUAAGUCCAGUUAUACCGCAACCGGGCGCUUGGAAAACGAGACCGCCGCAUAGACCCAAUCAGGACAAGAAGAAAAAAGGAUCACAGACGGGAUUGAUUAUUCCGAAAUUCCGCGAGAAAAACUCGCGUUAUCAGUACGGCAAUUAUGACCGUUACUAUGGAUAUCGCAAUCCGCAUCAUGAAAUAGACCCGCGACUGACAGUUUUCGCGCAACGCAAAGAAUUGUUUUACAACAAAGAUAUUCUUGACAUUGGGUGCAACAUCGGACAUAUUACGCUAUCAGUGGCACGAGAUUUAGCGGCCCGCAGUGUCACUGGCAUUGAUAUUGAUCGAAAGUUGAUUGGUAUUGCGAGAAGUAACAUAAAACAUUAUGUUAAUUGUGUGAGAUCACCGGCUAGCAAUGAUGACAAUGGCAACGCAACUAAUGACUGCGAUUCUAGUUUCUUCCCGAUGUCUAUGCCAAUUAAUUACGGGCCUAUUGAUGUACCGGGCUUCACCAAAAAUAAAAACCAUAAAGGAUUUCCGUAUAAUGUUACAUUUGUCCAGGGUAACUAUGUACUAGAAGAUGAUUCCCUAUUGAAAUCAGAGCAGCCACAAUUCGAUACAAUUCUCUGUCUCUCAAUCACUAAAUGGAUUCAUUUAAAUCACGGUGAUUCGGGAUUGAAGCAGGCAUUCAAGCGCAUGCACGCUCAGUUACGUCCCGGUGGGGUAUUAGUAUUAGAAGCACAAAAUUGGCCAAGUUACGGCAAGAAAAAAGGACUAACCGAACGGAUUUACCGAAAUUACCACAGUAUAGAAUUUUUUCCCCAAAAAUUCACCCAGUAUCUGAUAUCACCAGAGGUUGGAUUCACUCAGUGCGAAGUCGUGUCAAUUCCACCUCACCCGUCAAAAGGUUUCCAACGGCCAAUUCAAUUGUUCACCAAAGCAGGAACGAGUCCCGCGUCACGUACAAUAGCAGCACCAUCAUCAACAAUAACCCGUUUCGUAGCGCGCGCCCAAGAAAAAAAAGAUUCCGAAAUCCGGGCAUUCGAGCGCGAUUUGUUUCCCAUAAUUAAGAGCCCAGCGAGUAAACUAUGCGGUAAUUUAUCUAAUUUAAGUCAACGUAGCAGCGAAUCAAUGAGUAGUCACUACGAUCAAUUAGAAAACGUUUACGCGCCGAGUUCGACUCCGUGCUACGACACCCCGAGUCAUAACGACAACAGUCAGUCGGCAUUUGAACCCGAAAAAAUGUGUUACGUUGAUGUCGGUACUGUCAGUAAUCAAAACAUUAAAAUUUAUGAUAAUUUAACUGUCCAGCAACAAACCAGUGACUGCAAUGACGUCACUAAGACCGAUGACGAACGUAAAAGAAAAAAUAAUGAGGCAAAUGAUCAUGCUGAUGAUGGCGGGAAAAGAAAAAAAAUUAGUGAUGAUCAAGUUGAAAAAAAUCCGAUAAAUUUCACACCAAAGGAAAAUUAUAACAUAGAAAAUUUAGAUGGAGAAUUAAACCAACAGAUAAAAAGUAAUUCAGGGAAAGAUUCGAGUAAUGAUGAAAUAAUUACAGAUAAUACAUAAAUAUUAUUUAUGUUGUUAAUUGGUAGUAAUAAUUAUUCAUUAAGGUGCUUAUUUUAUUGUACGUUUUUUUUCUGUUUAUUUUUCAUAUUCAUUUCAUAUGGAAAAAU